GCGUUGUCGAUGGAAUGUUCUAGUGGCGGUAACACAAACGUUCUGCGGAGAACAUUCCGAGGAAGCAGUGUAGAGAGAAGGAAAUUGAGUAUUGAGGUUAAGGCCGAAGGGAAAGCAGAGAAAUCUCUGACCCUUAAGGAGGAUCACGUUAAACAAGAGUUUGAGCUGUGA
Dentiscutata heterogama is the source of this 171-nucleotide messenger RNA. The record is from the annotation of a GenBank genome assembly. Lineage: Eukaryota; Fungi; Glomeromycota; Glomeromycetes; Diversisporales; Gigasporaceae.